UCACGUGAUCUGGAAGAGAGAAGCACAGAAAACUAGACAGUGAGCUCUAAAAAUAUAAGUGCGCAUUGAUUGUCUGGGGACGAAAACCAAAUUUCACUGUCAUAUAGAAGUCGUUUUCUUUACCGUAACAACAACGGCGGUCCUUAUUCGGCGCUUGAGAUGGCCUCAAUGAAAUUCUGUUUUAACUCUUUAUUGGUUUGUUCAAUGUUAGUUUGCACGUUUUUUAAUAACAAGGUAGUUGGGGGUAGGUCGGGAAAACCAAACAUAAUUUUGCUUCUGACAGACGACCUCGAUGUUGUAAUAGGUGGUAUGAAUCCACUGAUCAAGACCAGAAAGCUUAUUGGCGAUGCAGGAGUAACCUUCACAAAUACAUACGUGGCUAGUCCACUGUGCUGCCCCAGCAGAGCCAGCAUCCUGACUGGGAAGUACCCUCACAAUCACCGCGUGGUCAACAACACCCUAGAGGGGAAUUGCAGCAGCAUAGCCUGGCAGAAAACACAGGAGCCCGUCACCUUUCCAGCCCUACUGCGCCAGCACUGCGGAUACCAGACCUUCUUCGCAGGGAAGUAUUUAAAUCAGUACGGAACGAAGGAAGCUGGAGGCAUCGAGCACAUCCCGCCCGGUUGGGAUUACUGGUACGCUCUGGAGAAGAACUCCAAAUAUUAUAACUACACGCUGUCAGUGAAUGGAAAAGCAGAGAAGCAUGGUCAGGACUACCACCAGGAUUACCUGACUGAUGUGCUGGCGAAUUUCUCCAUGGAUUUCUUGGAGUACAAGCGGAAUUACCAGCCUUUCUUCAUGAUGAUCUCCACCCCUGCUCCCCACUACCCCUGGACCUCCGCUCCCCAGUAUGAGAAGAGCUUCUCUGAUGUCAAGGCGCCGCGGGACCCCAUCUUCAACGUGCACGGGAAGGAUAAGCACUGGUUGAUCAGACAAGCCAAGACUCCAAUGACAAACUCCUCAGUUCAGUUCCUAGACGAUGCCUAUAGAAAAAGAUGGCGCACCCUGCUCUCGGUGGAUGAUCUUGUGGAGAAGGUGGUGAAGAAACUGGAAACUCGAGGAGAGCUUGACAACACCUACAUCUUUUUCACCUCGGACAACGGCUAUCACACAGGUCAGUUUUCCUUGCCUGUGGACAAGCGGCAGCUUUAUGAGUUUGAUAUCAAGAUCCCCUUGCUUGUAAGAGGACCCGGGAUCAAACCGAAUCAGACAAACAAGAUGCUGGUUGCAAAUGUUGAUCUGGGACCUACGAUCAUGGAUAUCGCUGGAUACGACAUUAACAAGACACAAAUGGAUGGCAUGUCUUUUCUACCACUAAUGAACGGCAAAGGGAAGAACGUGACGUGGCGCACUGACUUCCUGGUCGAGUAUGAGGGGGAAGGACACAACCAGAGUGACCCAUCCUGCCCGGCCCUAGGACCGGGAGUGGCAGAGUGUUUCCCAGAUUGUGUCUGUGAAGAUGCCUUCAACAACACGUACGCGUGUGUAAGGACGAUUUCACCCUCUUCAGACUUGCAGUAUUGUGAGUUUGAUGACAGUGAGGUGUUUGUGGAGGUGUACAACAUGACUGCAGACCCCUUCCAGCUGACCAACAUAGCCAAGAGCAUCGACCAGGAGGUGCUGGAGAAGAUGAACCACCGGCUCAUGAUGCUACAGUCCUGCUGGGGGCCAUCCUGCCGCUCCGCCGGGGUCUUCGACUCAGGGUAUAAAUUUGAUCCACGCUUAAUGUUCAAUCACCACGGCCCCAGGUUCAACAAACUCCUUCGACAGACCCUGCAGUAACAGCGAGUGUGCUGUGAAGAAUGACAGCCGCCUUGUAUCCUGUUUACCUUGUGCUUCAAGGAGAAGGCUGUGUCGCUUCCAAUGGGCAGUGAGAACGACUUCCGUUCUCAUCCCCCAAGAGGGAGGUUCUUUGUAACCUAACUGUAACCAGUUGCCUUUUUGUGGGGUUUUUUGGGGUUUUUUGUUUUGUUUUUGUUUUUUUAGGCCUUGAACUGCAAAUGAUCAUAAAUCUCUGGUGUUAUGCAGGGUCGUACAUUAACGAUAUAUUUUAGCAGAAUGACACAGAUUGCAAGAUAAUCCUAACUUGUUGUUAAUUCUGCAGCUAUAGUGUUGUUAAACUAAAAGUUAAUAAUCAUACAGCAGCUCCAUAAUCUCCAUAUACCUAAAUUGUUACAGUUGUGUUUUUUUAUUUUAAUCACUUCUGAUUGGUCUUCUACAUUGAUUGUACUGCAUGACUUACACUUUUUUUUUAUUUUAUUUGUAUAAUAACUUUUAUUUCAAGUACAUUUACAAGACACGAUUUUUAAUGAGUGUUUUUUGUUUAAAAAUCUGUUUUUCAGAAUAAUCAUUUCCUUUGUUUACCAUAUCAGUUGUUUGAAAACAGAAGUAAAAUCCUUGUCUGGUUAGAUCAAGUCUGAAGCAGAUCAGAGGAUUUCAAUGUUAGUUUAUCCAAGCCAUCCUACCACACCAUCUGUUUUUCUUUAAACUUCAAAGAGAUUUUAAAAAAUGGAUAACCUUAUUUAAUUGCUACGAAAGUAAGUCAUUUAGUGUUUUGUACUUAAUUGAAGUCUUGGCAUAGUAAACUUACACAGUAUUCUUUGUCUCCAAUCCUGUAUCUCCCAAGGGGUACAUGGUCUUUAAAGGGAUCAUGUUAUAUAAUCUACAGUAUAUUACUUGUUUAAUACCCGGAUUGUGCAUGAUACUCUAUUGUUGCUUCGGAUAAGACUCCUCAGACUGAUGACGGGGAAGCACAUUAGAGUUGUUCUAGGCAACACAUCCCAAAGGCAAGGCAUUGUUCACUGAAGCCUGCGCAACACUGAUAUGCUUCCCCCACAGUUGUUCUUGAGGAGUCUUUUUUUCUGGAAUAGUUGUAAGCAAGCCAAGUAAAGAUCUAAGCAGAAACAACAACGGAAACCAUGCAGAUCACUCCUAACAGGAUAUUAAACAGGUAAGGAAUGAAAUGGUCAGAAUAUGUCUAUGGUAUAAAAGUAUUCCUUUAAGUUCUGUCUUUUUCCUCCAAAGAUCCACAGUACCCUUUCCCUGGUAUUUGUGGAGUCCUCUACCUAAAUGUGAUUCAAAACCUGUUUUAGUCCUACAGUCACACCACCACCAGAUCAGCCUCGGUUUCAUUGGCUCCCUCAAUCCCAGCAGGGCUUCUGAUUGGGUGGAGUUGUUUCAGGGGGUUGCAGAAUCACUUCUAAAAGCAUUACCCUGCUUAUUUGUUAGCCCAAUUUCAGUGAUAAAGGCACCACAGUUAAAAUGUAGUUUUAUUCUAUAAAUAUAUUCUUCCAGUGUCCAAAGUGCACUGAUGUGCUGUUGCACCACCAGCAAGAAACAUAUCAAGAUCGGGAUUUUAUUUAUAUCUAUCUAUAGAUAGAUAGAUAGAUAGAUAGAUAGAUAGAUGGAUGGAUGGAUGGAUGGAUAGCCAAAAAUCUGUUCCCAAUCAUAGCUCAUCCCCCUCUCCCCAGCAAUAAAAUAGAAAUAAAAACCAGCUCAUACCAUUACUGAAUUCGACACUAUUAUUAACAGCAGGGUUGGUGCUCCCUUUGUCAUGCGUCACUGCAGCUCUAUUGAUAGAUAUAUACUCUCUUUGCUUCUCUGUUAUGCACUGUGUGCAUACACACAAACUACUGUAGGUGUUCCUCUAUACUGCUUAAUGCAUUUUUUUUCUUUUACUGUCAUGCUCUAGAAAAUGUGAACUAUUUGCUUUAAAAGAGGCAAAGCAUUGACAGACCACAUUUAACAACAUAAAACCACAUCUAACAACAUAGAGGGUGAGGAAUACCCGUUAUACUUGCAUUCAGAGAGGGUCUCUGUCCCUUACAACAGAAACACCUUAGUAUUGGAACCAAGAAAGGGAUAAGGUGCCUUUUUCAGAUGGGAAGUGGGACAGCUUGCUGAGUAAAGGCGCCACUCUAGAAUUACCAUCGCUUUACCUGCAGUUUUAUAAUGAUUUGUAUGGCAUUGUCUGUGUUGGAGCUUACAGGCAAUAUUAUCAGUGAAAGUGGUUUAUUUCUCUUGAACUAGAUUCUUGGUACUAGCUCUGCCAAAACUGUGAACAGAAACUGCUACUCUUGUUAUUUUUUUGUUAUUGAUUUGGGCAAAGCCUUCUGGGUUACACUAAAGAUCCUGGUCAUCUGAAUUUACAUCCAUAAAUCAUUAAUACAGUAGCAUCUGAAAUUGUUCAUUCAGACACUUACUCUAUAUUAAGUAUCCAUUGUUCUUUACUUUUUACACAAUUCAGCCUAAUCCUAAUAUAAAACCAAGAUGCUUGCUUUCAAUGUGACCACUAGAUUAGAUGGGAUACCUAAACCGCUGGUGCAAUUAUUUGGGGGGCUAUUUGUGUUUCUGGGGUGUACAAGUACUUUGGACAAGAAACACAAUAAAAUUCACUGCAUCAAGCAGGAUCACAUUGACUAGAAUAUACUGUAAACUAUAGAAAUCAAAAGUUAAGGUAACUGUCUGAAUAAUGUGUGAUGAUGCUGUGCUGUAUAUACCUCCUAUACUAAUGAUGUUUAGAAAAUGUCCUUCACUUGUUCACUUUGCACUUUUAAAUUUACUAAAAAAAUGAAAUGUCACAUUAAAACCAACACAAGAAAGGUUAUUUUGUUUUUAUGGUUUAUAGUGAGUUUGUAUCAUAUAACACACUGACUAUUUUUUGGCUUGACUGCAAUAAAAUAACAAAAAAAUA
Polyodon spathula (Mississippi paddlefish) is the source of this 4693-nucleotide messenger RNA. RefSeq names its product N-acetylglucosamine-6-sulfatase-like. Gene Ontology annotation, molecular function: glycosaminoglycan binding; N-acetylglucosamine-6-sulfatase activity. NCBI's taxonomy places the organism in Eukaryota, Metazoa, Chordata, Actinopteri, Acipenseriformes, Polyodontidae. Gene Ontology annotation, biological process: glycosaminoglycan metabolic process. Bases 160 to 1782 code for a protein of 540 amino acids. The transcript is spliced from 14 exons. The record is from RefSeq and is a predicted model, not a curated record.